Molecule: messenger RNA, 2100 nt
Organism: Aplosporella prunicola CBS 121167
Lineage: Eukaryota; Fungi; Ascomycota; Dothideomycetes; Botryosphaeriales; Aplosporellaceae
Product: glycoside hydrolase family 13 protein
Exons: 4
Coding region: 165-1790 (541 amino acids)
Biological process (GO): carbohydrate metabolic process
Molecular function (GO): calcium ion binding; hydrolase activity, hydrolyzing O-glycosyl compounds
Source: RefSeq, a predicted model, not a curated record
CAUGGUCGGCGGCUUUAUUUAUUUUAUUUUUUAUUUAGGCCCCUUUGUCUUGAUUUAAAGGCUUGUUUACUCUCGCAACGCAAUAUUCUUGGCCUCCAGUUCCAGUCACUUCUUGCUCGUACAACUUUUUUCAGCGUAAAAUCAUAGAUAGAGCUGGUAUCGAUAUGGGCGAGCAAGCAGACGAAAAGCGCGAACCCACGCCCGUAAAUGGCACCCUCCUCCAAGGCUUCGAGUGGAAUGUCCCCGCAGACGGCAAGCACUGGCAGCGUCUGACCGCGGCUCUGCCCUCGAUCAAAGAAAUCGGCAUCACGAACCUGUGGCUGCCGCCCGGGUGCAAGGGCUCUUCCCCCGAAGGCAACGGCUACGACAUCUACGACCUGUACGACCUAGGCGAGUUCGACCAGAAAGGUAGCGUCCGCACCAAAUGGGGCACGCUGCCGCAGCUGCGCGAGCUGAGCCAGAAGGCGCAAGAGCAGGGCGUCGGGCUGUACUGGGACGCGGUGCUGAACCACAAGGCGGGCGCCGACAACAAGGAGAAGUGCCAGGCCGUCGAGGUCGACGAGGAGGACCGCAACCAGGAGGUCGGCGACCCGUACGAGAUCGAGGCGUGGCUGGGCUUCGAUUUCCCCGGCAGAGGCGACAAGUACAGUAGCCAGAAGUACCAUUGGCAGCAUUUCACUGGCACGGAUUGGAAUGCUGCCAAUGAGAAGAAGGCGGUUUAUAAGAUUUGUGGCGAGGGGAAGGGGUGGAGUGAGAGCGUGGGCAAGGAGCAGGGCAACGCCGACUACAUGAUGUUCGCGGACCUGGACUACUCGCACGACGAAGUAAUCGAAGACACCAAGAACUGGGGAGUCUGGAUCACCAAAGAGCUAGGCCUAAAAGGCUUCCGCCUCGACGCCGUGCAGCACUUCUCAGAGCGGUUCACAAACGAGUGGGUCAGCGCGGUGCGCGACGCGUGCGGCCACGACGUCUUCAUGGUGGGGGAGUUCUGGGUCGGCGACACGCCGACACUAACGCAGUGGCUAGACCGGAUGGGCCACAAAUUCAGCCUAUUCGACGCGCCGCUACUCAACAACUUCUCCCAGCUCUCCAGCAGCGAGGGCGCGGCCGCCGACCUGCGCAAAGUCUUCGACGGCAGCCUCGUCGCGGCCGAGCCCGUCAGCGCCGUCACCGUCGUCGCAAACCACGACACCCAGCCCGGCCAGACGGUCGAGACACCCAUCGCCGACUUCUUCAAGCCCCUCGCGUACGCCCUCAUCCUCCUGCGCCCCGACGGCUACCCCUCCGUCUUCUAUGGCGACUUGUACGGCUUGCUCCCCGGCCCGGACACGCCGUUCGACGACGUCCAGGCCCCGGCUUGCGCCGGUGCGCUGCCCGCCCUUGUCCUUGCGCGCAGUCUCUACGCGUACGGAGACUGCGAGGACUAUUUUGGCCCGCUGGGCGAGGGCGAGGAGGACGAUGGCAACGGCAACAAGGCCGACGCGAACUGUAUCGGGUGGGUGCGGCGCGGGACGUGGGAUCGCGCGGAGGGCUGCGCGGUCGUGCUGAGUAAUGCGGGGCCCGGGUCGAGGAGGAUGUGUGUGGGAGAGGGGAGGGAGGGCGAGGUGUGGACGGAUGUGCUGGGGUGGGCGAGGGACGGCGAGGAGCCUGCGCGCGUGACGAUUGGCGAGGGCGGUUGGGCGGAGUUUACGUGCAGCGAGUGCAGUGUUUCGGUGUGGGUGAAGGAGGACGCCGAGGGGAGGGACAGGUUCCCGGUGAAGUUUGAUGACAAGAUUUAUGAGCUGGCUUAGAUGGUCGGUGGGGUCUUGGUUUGGAUACCCCUUUUGCGGAGAAUUUGUUGCGUUUUGUUUCUAGAUUGCCUUUUGGUUUCUUCUCUCCCUACCCUACUUAUUUCGGUAGGUAAUACCUCCUCUUCCUUUCAACACUUUUAAUGCAAACAAACAUACCACCUCGUCUAAGCACGCACUCACUUCGCCGAUUACUAUGGUGUGGAACAGCAAUCUUCAACAUGACAUCAAGGAAAGAAGAGACACAUACAUCACGGGGGCCUGUCCAAUCUCAACUCAAGGUACUUAGAAACAUAUACGCCCGAAUCGCCGC